AUGGAGGGGCACGGAGAGGCGGAGCGCGCGGGCGCCACGGGUGCCGCGGGCGCCGACGGCGAGGCCGAGAGCGCCGAGCCGGCGCCGCUGCGGCUGCUCCUGGCGCCGCUGUUGCUCGGCGACGCGGCGGCCGCUGCGGGGCCGUGCGAAGCACCGGCGUCGGCGGGCGCCGCGGCGGCGCCCGCUGCGAGCUUGGCCGGGCCAGGCCCGCCGGCCGCCGCCCGCCCCGCCGCCGUGGUGGCGCCCCCAGCGCCCGCGGCGGACGCGCGCACCCGCCAGCUGCUCACCUGCGCGCGGCUGCUGGCGGGGCUGCAGGCCGAGAACGCCUCGCUGGGCGAGGCGCUGGACCACGCGCGCCGGGGCAAGCGCGAGGCCGAGGCGGCGGCCGCCGAGGCGCUGACGGAGAGCGUCGAGUUGCGCCGGCGGUGCGCCGAGCUGGCGCGGCGGCCCGCCUGCGGCGCCGCAGCGGGCUGCGCCCGGGCCGCGGGCCUGGAGGCCGAGCUGCGCAGGGCGCAGGUCCAGGGGCAACGGUGCUCGUCGGUCGUUGGAAGCAGGUGGUUUGGUUGCGGGACUCGGAGCUCGCCGCGGCGGAGGGGCGCGCGGAGGCGCUGGCUUCGGAACUGGCGGCCUCGCGCGCGGGCGGCGGCGGCGGCGGCGAGCGUGCCGGCCAGGGAGACGCCGCCGCAGGAGGAAGAGCUUCUUGGGGGCUCCGCAUGA
Prorocentrum cordatum is the source of this 717-nucleotide messenger RNA. The record is from the annotation of a GenBank genome assembly. Lineage: Eukaryota; Dinophyceae; Prorocentrales; Prorocentraceae.